AUGGGACCACGUGGAAUAUUUUUGCUGAAGCCAGCAAGUAUCCUGUAAGUAAAAGAAUAGUAUUAAGUAUACGUAUCAAUUAUGAUGCAUUUCGUGCAAUCUUGGUAACAUCCAGCUAUUCCGAAUAGCAGAAUUUUUGUUCUUGUGGCAGUGCACUCCCGACUUGAGUAAUUAAAGGGGACAUAAAUCAUAACAUUUAUUUGGUACAAUAAUAUAAUUUAAGGUUACUCCACAUGAUGAAAGUCCAUUUCAGGAAAAUGCUCGCCGCACACUAAAUUUUUAAGUCCCCCCCUCAAAUUUGGCACUCACAAGGAUAAAUUAUUGCUGCUGCUACUACUUUAACAAAAAUUAUACAUUUUUAUAAACUAUGGUUGCUACGAGUUGCUUUUGAAAAUAUGACGCACUUCGCCCAACGGGCUUUAGAACCAUCCGAUUAAACUCAGAAGCUUCCAAACCAAAACGCAGGAGAUCUGCUGUGCGCAUAGAAGCCGAAGCACUGAGUGAGGACUCGAAUGCCAGAAGUGGGUCUGACAGCAAGCAAGUUCUUCUUGAGGACAUGGAAGCUAUUGGGUAUGUGUAUCAUUUUGGUAUUUGAUAACCUUCCUAUUCUUGUAUGUGAUGAAGAUGUAAAACCUCCCUGAGCCAUUUUGUGCAAUAUAUAUUUUUCAAAAUGCAGAUUUGAUGGGUCGAGUUUCGUAAAGAAUCUUGAAGCAAGCGUGGCUGAUCGGCAGAAAAGGGGAAAGCCGCCCAGGAAAAUACGUUAUGUCCAUUACUGUCAAUGGGCACAUGCUUUGCUGGUAAGUUUUGUAAUUAGUACUAGCCUGGUAUUAAUACUAUAGUCACAUGAUAAAUGGCUAAUGCUUUGCUUUACAUCAUUUUUAUCACAACCUCUCAACAGAAAAAGGAUAUUGGAGGAGAAGACGCGGAAUUUGGUUUUCCAUGCCAAGUGUUAAAUUUUAUUAGGCACAUUGCUCCAGGGGAUGUGAAAGGUGAAAUUAGAGAGGUAAAUAUGUAUGUUCAACAUAUUUUAGAUAGAUGUGAAUUUGUAUAAUUCAGUUAUUUUGUAUGAAGAAAGAAUAUAAUCAGUCGUAUCAUGAGUGAUUAAAAGCAUUGUGUCUUGUUACCUGCAUGUUGGCUCAAGAAAUGGUGCUAAAACUAUUUUGGAUAUGAAUAAUAGGGCAAUGAAGAUUAUUAUCGUAGUCGCUUUAUAGCGGGCCAAUGCAUGUGUUCAAUUCACUAGUCAAGACUAGUCAGUAGUCUGGUUUAGGAAUACCAAAAAAUGCGUUGAAUGUGAGUUUCGAAAAAUUACAUGCAGUAACAUGGCUUUAUAUGAUUUAUUUUAGGAUGCAUACUCCGUCUCAUUGAAGGUUUUCUGCAAAGUAUUGGAUAUACCAGAACGGCAGAAAAAUGAAUUGUUGUAA
Molecule: messenger RNA, 1421 nt
Organism: Paramuricea clavata
Lineage: Eukaryota; Metazoa; Cnidaria; Anthozoa; Malacalcyonacea; Plexauridae
Source: the annotation of a GenBank genome assembly